CAUUAGUUUUGUUCGUUUCCUCCUAUCCGAUUUAGCACAAAGGUAGAGAGGCCGGGGGGGAGAGGGGGGCAUGCCGACAGUCGCCUCUUGCCUCCCGCGGGCGCUGCUCCGGCCGGUUCCGCCGCCUCUACCUCCGGCGAUCCUCUUCUCUCCACGGCUGGUGCUAUCACCUUCGCGAUUUGCCCCCCUGAGGACCCAUCGGCUGGUCGUCCUCGUGGCCGCGUCAGCAGCUUCCUUUGAUGAGCUGGACGCGAAGGGCUGGUCGAAGCCUCGAUCCUCUAAGAAAUCUGUGCUUUCAGAUUUGAUUCAAGAGAUCGAGCCUUUGGAUUUGAAUCUAAUCCAAAAAGAUGUUCCAGCUGUUACAGUUGAUGCAAUGAAGAGAACAAUAUCUGGCAUGCUUGGGAUACUUCCCUCUGAUCGUUUUAAUGUUGUGGUUGAAGCCCUUUGGGAGCGUUUAUUUAAGUUAUUAGUUUCUUCAAUGAUGACCGGAUAUACUUUGCGCAAUGCUGAGUACCGCCUAUUCCUUGAGAGGAAUGUAGAAAUAUUUGGAGAUUAUCAAGAUAAAGAAGAGCAUUUAGAAGAAAAUAAACCUAAAAAUGUGAUAGGCAGUUAUUCUGAUAAAUUAAUGGAUGGAACUUCCACACUAUUUGAGCUUGCUGAAAGGGAUUUAUCAAACUCUAACAAAGGAGACGAAGUGUCACCAUGUGAAGAUCCUGAUUUUGAAAGUUUGGGAGAAAUGUCACCUCAAGCUAAAGAAUAUAUUCGUAGCCUAACAUUUCGUUUAUCCUCUAUGAAAAAGGACCUACACGAAAUGAACAGGAAAAAUUCUGCUCUACAAAUGCAACAGUUUGUAGGAGAAGAAAAGAAUGACCUGCUGGACUACCUACGGUCGCUACAACCUGAGAAGGUGCUCGAGCUAUCUGAGCCGACUCACUCCGAGGUGCAAGAGAUCAUCAACUCGGUAGCGCACGGUCUUCUCGCGACUCUUUCUCCCAAGAUUCACUCCAAGCCUCCACCUCAAUCUGAUAAUGUUCCAGGUGGUUCUUCAUGCUUAGAAAAGGAUGACUGUGCAGAACUGUUAGAAAAUACCUCCAUUCAUUUUCAACCCCUUAUUACUGUCCCGCGUGAUUACCUUGCCCGCUUACUAUUCUGGUGCCUGUUAUUGGGUCAUUAUCUCAGGGGUCUCGAGCAUCGCCUUGAGUUAACUCAGCUUUUAACAAUUGCUGGUGAUGCCUAAACUAUUUUCUAUAAUAAUAAUUAGAAACAAUCUACCUUUGAAAAUAGGUGUAAUAUAUUGGUUAUGGAUGCAAUAUUUAUUUUGUUGUAGGAGUUUUCUUUCUAAAAUCAUUUGUAAAGUGUUGUUGAGCCUCACUUCCUAUGCUGUAAAUUGUAUGGAACUAUUUGAUGUAGAUUUGACUCAUGAGUUUGUAUUUGGAGAUUUGGUGCAGCUUGUGUGUUUCCCGCGGGUGACCGUGGGGUUUAGUGUAAAAAUAGAACCGCGUUUUUGGACAAA
This is a messenger RNA of Phalaenopsis equestris, 1513 nucleotides long. RefSeq lists its product as uncharacterized. NCBI's taxonomy places the organism in Eukaryota, Viridiplantae, Streptophyta, Magnoliopsida, Asparagales, Orchidaceae. The coding region runs from base 71 to 1237 and encodes 388 amino acids. The transcript is spliced from 6 exons. The record is from RefSeq and is a predicted model, not a curated record.